Molecule: messenger RNA, 1206 nt
Organism: Magnolia sinica
Lineage: Eukaryota; Viridiplantae; Streptophyta; Magnoliopsida; Magnoliales; Magnoliaceae
Product: gamma carbonic anhydrase 1, mitochondrial
Exons: 5
Coding region: 117-932 (271 amino acids)
Source: RefSeq, a predicted model, not a curated record
CUCCUGCCUUCUCUCCUUUUCUCGUUCUCUCUUACUCUCAUUUCACCCCUCACUCUCCAGCUAAAAAGAAAAAGGAAAAUAACAGAAAUAAACAAAACCUCUCUCCCCGAGAAAAGAUGGGGACGUUGGGCAAAGCGAUCUACACCGUUGGAUUCUGGAUUCGCGAGACGGGACAGGCCAUCGAUCGCCUCGGCUGCCGCCUCCAAGGCAAAUAUUACUUCCAAGAGCAGUUAUCGAGGCACCGGACGCUUAUGAAUGUAUUUGACAAAGCCCCUGUCGUUGAUAAGGAUGCUUUUGUGGCUCCAAGUGCAUCUGUCAUCGGAGAUGUUCAUGUGGGACAGGGAUCAUCAAUUUGGUAUGGAUGCGUUUUGAGAGGUGAUGUGAACAGCAUAAGUGUGGGAUCUGGAACUAAUAUUCAAGACAAUUCCCUUGUGCAUGUGGCAAAAUCUAAUCUAAGUGGGAAGGUCUUACCAACUAUCAUUGGAGACAAUGUUACUGUGGGUCAUAGUGCUGUCAUACAUGGAUGCACCGUCGAGGAUGAGGCUUUUGUGGGUAUGGGCGCAACCUUGCUUGAUGGAGUGGUUGUGGAGAAACAUGCCAUGGUUGCUGCUGGAGCCCUCGUGAGGCAGAACACGAGGAUCCCAUGUGGCGAGGUAUGGGGAGGUAACCCAGCGAAAUUUCUUAGAAAGCUGACAGAGGAAGAGAUAGCUUUCAUCUCUCAAUCAGCUACCAACUAUACCAACUUAGCCCAGGUACAUGCUGCUGAGAAUGCCAAGACCUUUGAUGAGAUUGAAUUCGAAAAGUUGCUGCGCAAGAAGUUUGCUCGCCGAGAUGAGGAGUAUGACUCGAUGCUAGGUGUUGUUCGUGAGGUGCCUCCGCAGCUGAUUCUUCCUGAUAAUAUCCUUCCAGAGAAAUCGGUGAAGGCUACUUAAUGAGUCUCCUGUGGUAAAAUCUUCUUUGCAAAUUGGCAUCAUCAUGGAAUAUUGCUGUUACAAGCAGAUGGGCAAAUGUUCUUUUGGUUUUUUUUUCCAAUAAUUUUUGGGGUCGAGCCAGUUUUAGGAUCGAUCAUGUGUACUUUCCCAAAAUUGGAUUACCUUUUCCUUCUGCUCUAGUUUCUCCAAAGCUCAAAUGUUCCUUUUUAGGAAAAUGGUGAAACAUUGCAAAUGUUACUUUGAUGUUCCUGUCUAUUUCAGCUAUGUUUAUGCA